This is a messenger RNA of Bicyclus anynana (squinting bush brown), 3110 nucleotides long. Its product is annotated as probable serine/threonine-protein kinase DDB_G0282963. The record is from RefSeq and is a predicted model, not a curated record. NCBI's taxonomy places the organism in Eukaryota, Metazoa, Arthropoda, Insecta, Lepidoptera, Nymphalidae. The transcript is spliced from 4 exons. Bases 99 to 3110 code for a protein of 1003 amino acids.
GGCCGCCCGCCCAACACUGCGCACGCAUCGUACAAACACACCAGCACUGCAUCGAACAAUUUGACAAACUAAUGGAAAAAAGGUGACCGGUUGCAAAAAUGUCAUUCAGGAAUUAUUUUGAUUCAUCAUCUACGUAUAGCAAAAACCGUAACACAGAGAGAACUGCAAGUGCCUCAGAGCGACCAUCAACAGUUACAGCUAAAUACACCACCACCCCGUCUUACAAAUCAUCUAGCAUACCUGUACUUAACGAUCGCUCAACCCGCGAAGAGACUCCUAUAUCAACAAUAGCUAGCCGAUAUUCUAGCUACAAACAAACUGACAAACCAACAUCUAAAUACGAAAAGAAAGAUUAUUCUAAACUCUCGGUCCCUUCUGUUACUACAAAUAGAAGUAGAGAUGUCAGUCCUGUCUCAACAACAUCCAAAUAUAGCCUUAGCCGGACAACCAGAACCACUAGCCCUGAUAGAAGAACUGCGAAAAGUUACAAAGACAAAUGUCAAGACAUAGGCCCUGUUGAUCGCGUCAAAGACAUUCCAAUUAAGACUGAUAAGGCCUCUAAUUACAGUAAUCUAUCAAAUUAUAAGGUUUACCCACGCUCAUCUAAUUAUACACGGCCAACUCCUAGAGUAGAAACUAAGCCAGAAAUCACAGUUAACCGAUAUGCUAUAGCUAAUCGCCUAUCAUCAUCAAGUUAUCUAAGAAGCCCAACGCCUAUAAAAAGAACACUUGUUUCACCAAUUCUCAUAAAUGAUGUAGGUAAACCUGAAACUGAAAAACCUACUACACCAAAUAAUAUAGUUGAAGAGAAAGAUGAAAAUACAAAUAAAACAGAUAUAAUUGAAAACGGUAUAGAAGAGGUUGAUAAUGAAAACAAUGAAACAGAGACCGUUACUGUUGUUACAAGACAUACAUCUCCAACCCCACCUGGUUCUUCGGCUUAUGUGCGAAUGCGACGAGCAGAUAUGGCUAAGACUAUCGAAAAAAUAAUAACUCGUGCAAGAAAAAGACCCGAAAUGAUAGAUAAAGAGAUGCAAUCUGAUCGUCUUGAUGACCCAACACGAUCUAGCAGAUUUGGAAAUACAAAUAGGACCAGCAUGACGAAUUGGACAUACUAUUCGCCUAACGUAAAUAGUUAUACAGGAUACGCAGGGAGACAUCUAACUCAAUAUACAAACUUAUCUAAUAAUACGUGUAAUGAUAGAAGUAGCAGAAGUAGAAGUAAAGAACCUACUCCAAUAGAGAACAAAUGUUUAAGUCCAAACACAGAAGAAAAUGAAAAACCUUUUAAUUUUAGUAGCUCGGAACCAAAUGAAGACACAGUAAAUAUAAGUGUACAGGAUCAAGAAGAUGACACUUCCGAAAUUAUUAUUAACGUGAAUUUAAAGUUAAAGAAAGCUAAAAGUCCACCAUCUACGCCACUGUCAAAUGACCUAAUCUCAUCAUCAGAAAAAAUAAAUUCUAACAAUAACCAGCUUCCUCCUCAACCACCUAAAUCCGAAAGUGUAACUAAGGUAAGAAAAGUAAAAAUACGUAAAUCAAGUACUGACUCAUCCUCAGAUUCUACAUCUUCUAAAAAAGUCGUCAAAAAGAGAAGUAAAUCUGUUAGUUCAACUGAUUCCGAACAAACUAACGAUAAAAGUAGUAAAUCCAAAGACUCAAGCAAAAUUCCAUCAAAAAAUUCGAACAAGAAUUCCUCAAAUACAAGCUUACAUAAUGGUCCUACUAAAUUAAAACAUUCCAAGUCCCGAGAAAGCAACAGUCCCGAAUCCAGCAUAACCUUAUCAACACAAUCCUCAAUAAGCGAAGAUGAUACUGUACUGAAAAAGAAAUCAAACGAGAAUACGUUAGAUGAUAAUUUAACCAAACAUAAUUUAUUAAAUAAAAAUGAAGGUUGUGAAGAAGCUAAGUCGUUUUUGAUACGGGCUCUAGCACCAGUGACCAAUCUCUUUAAGCUCAGACACCAAGAUAAUGACGAAAUUAAUCGCACGACUGAUAUAUCACAGUCUGACUCCGCUAAAAGUAAUACGAAUUUCAUGUCUGAAAGUGGAUCUCGGAAUAGAAAUAAUACAUUUAAUAUCAUAGCAUCAAAUGAUGAUAAUUUGGUCAAAUUAAAAGCUAUAAGACACAUUGAAUCAGGGGAUCGAGCUUCAUGGCUAGACUCGGAUACCGAUAAAAAAAAUACAAACAAUGACUUAGAUCGGUUUACAGAAUUAUAUAAUGACCACAAUAGCUCCACGGAUUUAAAACAUUCAUUAAAACCUAGUUGUUUUGCAGACGACGAAAAGCCGUGGUGGUUAGACAGUAAUGCUAAUAUUCCGGAAGGCAUAGAAAGGUUAUCGCCUCCGAGAAAAUCCUCCAGUGAUAGUGAUAAAUUGAACUCCUUCAAAAUCCGGCAAAACGAAUCAGGGGAACGAAAAGACUGGAGAGUUAUGAACACUGAAAGUUCAUCAAGUGUAAAUAAACAAGAAUUACAGAACAACUUAAGUCUCAGCAAAUCUGGUUCUGAUCAGCGAAAUUUUCCGGUAAGACGUAUACGUCAUAUCGAGUCUGGAGAACGGCCUUGGUGGUUGUCUAGUAAUAAAAACAUUCCAGAAGGUAUAGAAAAGUUACCCACACCGCCUCCGCAAGACUCUGAUUCUUCUGAUUCUGAGGAAAUUGAAGUUUAUAUACCUCCUAGUCAUAUACCACCGUUUCCUUUACACUUGCCUGAUGAUGAGCCCCUUGGGGCCAGGCGGAGCCCAGAAGGUUUAGAGACUCCAAAAGAUGUCGAGGACUAUAUUGGGGGCCGAAGCUCGCCAUAUGAAAACAAUCGCCAGUAUAGACGCGAGUCAUCUAAUUUACCGUAUCAAAAAGGGGCCGAGAAAUACAUAUCACGUUAUACGGAUAUCGACGACAUAUUGGGCACUUCGGGCCAGAUUUACAGUCCAUUCAUGGAGUCCAUAUUGGCGCGGAGAACCGGUCAGCUACCUUAUGACGAUGACGACUGCGAGGAGAUAGAUCCCACACAAGUUAGGAUCCACGACAGCACCGCGCAGAUGCCCGUUAUCAAGAAGCUGCGAUGCAGAAGUGAAAUAAUCGAUUGUCGAGACGAAGAUCAUGUAAGUUAA